AUGAAAAGACCCUGCCCAGUCACUGAUACCCCAGUCAAAAAGAGAAAGUACACUCUGCCUAUCACCCCAGACCAGUCCCCCGUCAAACAAAAACUAUCCUUCGACCAAAGCUUAUACUCAAGAACAAAAGCCGUCCUACAGAGAUCAACCGCCAUCAACACCACCUCCCAAGGCUCCCUAGUCACAAGACAGUCCCACCACUCAACUCUCAUCGAAUUCCUCGACAAUGCUAUACAAUCAGGAAAUAGCGAUUCCUUAUACAUCACCGGCCCUCCAGGCACAGGGAAAACAGCUCAAGUGCAAGCAAUAAUAAGAGAUAACUUCCAACCAAUUCCAAUCCCAAACUUCGACCAAUCCAACACCACCACCACUUCAAAACUAUCUCCUAAAAAAAAUAACAUCUCCUUAUCAAACUUAUCCUACUACACCCUGCCAAACGGUACUGUCAAGAAAGUCGCAACCGUGGUCAUCAAUUGUAUCGCGCUCAAUGAAGAAAGCUCGAUUUUUAACAAAAUUUACAACUCUUUCAACUCCCAUUUACCAAGCUCAAUCGUAUCAACCAUGUCCCAUCUACAAGACUUCUUCAAACUGUACUCCCACGAUACUUCAUUCCUCGUGGUGCUUGACGAAAUUGAUAAACUGGCUUCAAAUAAUUCAAUCUCGGAUGUCACCGCUACUAAGAAAAUCUUCGAAUUGUUCCUAUUGGCAAAAGUCCCAGAUUUGAAUUUCAUCCUCAUAGGCAUCGCCAACAGUUUAGAUAUGAAGGAUAGACUCUUGGCCCGUCUCAAUUUAAGAAAAGAUUUAUUACCACGCACUCUAUUGUUUAAACCAUACUCUGCUGAAGAAAUGUUCGAAAUCAUCUCCGAUCGUUUGUCAAAGAUUAAAUAUUAUGAAAACGAAGAACCUAUAUUCAAUCCAAUGGCAAUCAAAUUCGCUGCUAAAAAAUGUUCUGGUAACGCAGGUGAUUUGAGAAAAUUAUUCGACGUGCUAAGAAACAGUAUAGAGGUUUUACAAUUAGAAAUGAUAGCAACAAAUGGUGGUUUGCUUUCAAGCAGAAAUUUAAACAAAUCUUCUUCAAAUCAAAUCAAAAAAGUUGGCCUACAGCACGUUGCAAAAGUAUUCUCUUCAAUCAUGAAUGCCUCUGCAACCAAAUCACGUGUCAAUAAAUUAAAUUUACAACAGAAAAUCGUCCUAUGUUCAUUGGUCCACAGAGAAAAAUCAUCCAUCUUUCAAGCUCAUUGUUCAGUCGAUGAGGCUUACGACUAUUAUUCAACUUUACUGAAAAAAAAAGAUACUCUUACUCCUUUGAAAAGAGAUGAAUUCAUGGAGAGUUGCAACGCCUUGGAGACAUGCGGUGUAGCCUCUAUCUUCUCAACUAGAGCUCAAGGGAAGACAAGACAUAAAAUGAAAGCAAUAAAAUCAACAAUAGACAAUAAAGAACUUAAUAUAGAGAUAGAGAAAAUUGAUCUAUUGAAACCUUUCAUGGUAAAUUGA
Vanderwaltozyma polyspora DSM 70294 is the source of this 1494-nucleotide messenger RNA. It is a transcript of the gene CDC6, whose product is annotated as AAA family ATPase CDC6. Gene Ontology annotation, molecular function: ATP binding; DNA replication origin binding; ATP hydrolysis activity. The record is from RefSeq and is a predicted model, not a curated record. Gene Ontology annotation, biological process: DNA replication initiation; mitotic DNA replication checkpoint signaling; cell division. The transcript has a single exon. Lineage: Eukaryota; Fungi; Ascomycota; Saccharomycetes; Saccharomycetales; Saccharomycetaceae. Bases 1 to 1494 code for a protein of 497 amino acids. Gene Ontology annotation, cellular component: nucleus.